AUGCCGGUGUGCAUCUGUCGAAAGACCACUGUCGACGAUGGCUCAUUCCAACGCCAUCAGGCGAGAUGCAAGCUUUAUCUCGCCCAUCUUGAUGCGCUCUCGUUGAACCGGCGACCUCGUAAACGACGCCGACAAGCUUCCUCGCACGAACAGGAACUGGAAUUCCCAGGUGCCACCACAUCAACCGCGACCAAUGAAGACAUCGAUACCUCAAUGCAGCAACCACAAUCCUUCCCAACAUCACUACCUCUCCCAUUCGUUGAUGAUAACAGUCCAGCUGCUGUACAAAACCCCUCUCCUCCGCCAGAGUCCACCAGGGUUCGUUCGACUCGAGGCAUCCUGCCGGGACGCUUCACGGACUUCGUUGCUGAGGCCACUUUGCCUCUUGACCUGGAUGAGCCAUCUGGAUAUGAACGCAGCGGCUCCGAAGAACAACCAGUCCCUCCGCUUAUCCCUCAUGUCACUCGCACCGCUCCAAACGUCUUUGGUCUCAUCCGCGAGUACACCGGAGAUCUCCCACUCCGUGACCCCGAGGAUAAUAUAACCAUCGAGGAGCUCGCAUCACGCAUCAGCGCAAAUGAAAGGUCCGGUUCUGGUGUCGAGCCUCCCGAAGGUGGUCAGCCUCCUAUCCCAGUACCUAACAUUUACUCUCCCUUUCCCAACAAAGCCGCAUUUGACAUCGGCAAAUGGUACUGGUCUCAGCCCAAUAAAUCCCAGGCUGAUUUCGAGGCCCUUAUUCGCAUCAUCACCGCAGAGAACUUUACGGCCAAUGACCUGGCUGGUAUUAAUUGGGCCAAAAUCAAUCGCGAAACCGGGGAUAGCUCGAGUGCAGUCUUUGACAAUGCUGCUGGCUGGCUGACACGCGCUGUAACCAUUGAGAUCCCGUCAGGCAAGAAAAAUGUGCCUGCCGCUGAAUUCACUGUCAACCGAAUCUUCGUCAAAUCUCUGGUUGAAGUUAUACGAGCCAAAUUUCAAAGUCAUUCCUCGCUCAACUUUCACUACAUCCCCUACAAGCUCAUAUGGGCCCCAAACCCGGGCUGCGAGCAACUUGUUUCUGGCGAACUAUAUAACUCACCCGCAUUCUUAACGGCACAUGCAGAACUUCAGGCAUCACCACCUGAGCCCGAAUGCACCCUUCCACGGAAUAUUGCCGCUCUUAUGCUUUGGUCUGAUGCCACGCAUCUUACAGACUUCGGCUCCGCAUCACUUUGGCCGUUCUAUCUGCAAUAUGGGAACCAGUCAAAAUACGAACGCGGUCGACCAUCCUCCAAUGCCUUCGAUCAUAUUGCUUAUAUACAGCAUCUUCCUCAAAGUGUACAACAGUUCAUCCGAGAGUUUACUGGAAAGGCUGCCUCGAAGCCUUUGGUUACACAUUGCAAACGGGAGCUGAUGCACGCAAUAUGGCGGCUGCUAUUGGAUGAUGAAUUCCGGGAGGCCUAUAUGCAUGGUAUUGUUGUCGAUUGCAGUGAUGGCUUCCGUCGGCGAAUGUAUCCACGCUUCUUCACUUAUUCUGCCGACUAUCCCGAGAAGGUCCUUCUUCUGCUCAUCCGUGAUAUGGGUAACUGCCCUUGCCCACGAUGCCUAGUAAAGAAGUCUGCUAUCCGUGCUCUAGGAACUCCGGCCGAUAUCAGUCAACGGCACAAUGGCAAGCGAGUCGAUAGCAAGAUCCUUCAUGCCAAGGUCUCCAAAGCCCGUAAACUUAUAUACAAGCAAGGCUACACCGUCAACAGCAAGCUUGUGGAUGAUCUACUCAAAUCGGAGUCUCUAGUCCCAACGGAGAAUGCGUUCUCCGUUCGUCUUGGUGACUGCGGCUUAGACGUAUUCACCAUGUUUCUUCCAGACGCUCUUCACGAGUGGCCCCUUGGGGUUCUUCGUCAGAUCAUCAUGCAUAUUCUACGCAUCCUUCAAGCACACGACAAACAGCUCUUAAUUGAGUUUGACAGCCGAUUCUCGCAGGUCCCUCCAUUUGGACGUGACGCCAUUCGGUAUUUUGGUGAUAAUGUCUCUGGCAUGAAGAAAUUUGCUGCCCGUAACUGGGAGGAUAUCAUACAGUGUAUUAUACCCGUUGUUGAAGGCCUACUCCCCGAACCUCACAAUAGCAUUAUAUUGGACCUUCUAUUCAUGACUGCAUACACACAUGGCCUUUGUAUGCUUCGCAUGCACACGACUGAUACAUUGCGGCUCCUUGAUAUUGCAACCAUCGAAUUUGGUAAACAUGUCCGGAAGUUCGCAGAAGUGACAUGUGCUGCAUUCAGCACUACCGAACUACCCAAAGAAACUGCUGCUCGUAUGCGGCGUUUAGCACGGAAGACUCAAGUAUCGUCGGACAACACUUCUGGCAAUACAAGGCAACCCCUCACUUCCUCCAAUAUGCGAGCAUUCAGCUUGUCUACCUACAAGCUUCACUCAGCCGGCGGUCACUAUGCAGAUGCAAUUCAUGAGUAUGGAACGACUGACUCAUACACAACGCAAUUGGGAGAAGUUGAACAUCGUCGAGCAAAGACAGGACGAUAUAUGCGGACAAGCAAGAAACAAUUUGAAGAGCAAAUGGCUGCAAUGGAUAUCCGCGAUCAGCGCAUACGUGAUAUAGAACAUCAGCUCCACCUUCAAGAUGCGCAACAGAACUCACACCGAUCUUCAAGCGCUGACACUGGCAACAAACCUGAUGAAGAAGCUUAUUCAAAACUCGACGCACACCACGUCAUUGGUGUUAGCCAGCGAGAUUAUAUUGAUAUAGGUCGGUGGCUGCUACAGAAUCAAGGUGACCCUGCAGUAAAGGAUUUCUUCCCUCGUCUACAAGACCACUUAUUAGCUCGCAUACGUGGCCAACCUCAUUCUGGUGAUGGAUUCAUGUUCCAUGAGGAACAACGAGCGGCAAUCGUCUUUCACAAUAACCGGAUGUAUCCUCACCAAACUUUUCACAUAAACUACACAACUUACGAUGUCCGCCGGGAGCAAGAUCUAGUCAAAUCCGCCGGUCCUCGUCAGGAUAUCAUGCUACUUGCACAAACUCCCACCCCAAAUGAUAUGUUUCACUCAUAUUGGUUCGCCCGCGUGUUGGGAAUAUAUCACGUCAAUGUCGUGGACUUGAGCGCCCCCAUCUGUGUUCCUCAACGCAUGGAGUUCCUUUUUGUAAGGUGGAUGGGGUGUGAGCCAGAGUGGACCAGUGGAUUUGAACAUCUCCGCCUCGAGCGAGUCGGCUUUAUUCCUGCUUUCGAUGGAAAUGCAUUUGGUUUUGUUGAUCCAAAUAAUGUUAUCCGAGCUGGACACCUUAUUCCUGUUUUCAAGAAUGGCCGUACACACCGCUUACUUGGCCGUUCAUGGUUGGCGAGAGGAAAGGGUGCUGAAGACUCUGAUUGGGAUACCUUCUAUGUAAAUUGUUUUGCUGACCGAGACCUUCUUAUGCGGCAUGUCGGGGGUGCAGUCGGGCAUCGUACAGCUAUGUCAAUUGAGGCAGCGCACCCACGAAUACUACAAGAAGCAAGUAACGACCAUGAUGCCUCUCAGGGACAUACCUCCAAUACUUCGGAAGAUGAGCACAACGACACUGACGACGACUCUGAAGAUUCCGAACUUGAAAGCUAG
Pleurotus ostreatus (oyster mushroom) is the source of this 3585-nucleotide messenger RNA. RefSeq lists its product as uncharacterized. The coding region runs from base 1 to 3585 and encodes 1194 amino acids. The transcript has 9 exons. NCBI's taxonomy places the organism in Eukaryota, Fungi, Basidiomycota, Agaricomycetes, Agaricales, Pleurotaceae. The record is from RefSeq and is a predicted model, not a curated record.